Messenger RNA from Peronospora matthiolae, 732 nucleotides. The record is from the annotation of a GenBank genome assembly. NCBI's taxonomy places the organism in Eukaryota, Oomycota, Peronosporomycetes, Peronosporales, Peronosporaceae.
AUGGUACACCUUGUGGCUGUACCAGAGACAAUCACGGCAAGUGGCUGUGCUUGUGUCUUUAUCAACACUAUCUUCCGACUUCAAGGGUUGUCCCGUGAACUCGCAUUAGACAGAGACCCCCGCUUCAUAGCAGAAUUCUGGCAAUCCGUGUUCAAAUCACUCGGAACGCACUUGAAGAUGUCGACAUCUGAUCAUCCAGAGUCAGAUGGUCAGACGGAACGUGCCAAUCGUGUCCUUGAAGAGAUACUUCGAGGAUACGUACACUCCUUUAAGAGUUGGAGUGAGUUCUUGCCAAUGGUAGAGUUUGCCAUUAACAACUCGGUGCAUGCGUCCACGACACAUACACCGUUUUACGUGAAUGGCUUGCGCCAUCCGCGUGUACCCACCUUACUAGAGUGUAGCUCUGGUUUAAGGGAGGGAGGAACUCGCGCGAGCAAAAACCGAAUUGGUUCACGCUCAUCACGCUCUGACGAAGAGGUCAUUGCGUUUGAUGCCGAUAUCGACAACAUCGAUAUCGAAGAAGAUGAUGCCAGUGAGAGCGAGGAAGCCCUCACUGAAGAAGAGAUUGAUGUCGCUGCAGUGCACUCACAGCGCACCGAAGCUAACGAGUCAGCAGAUGAGUUCAUACUGGCUCGUGGAACGGUAGUCCGUUUUGUUCAAUACUCCAUCGCCGAAGAGGUGGAUAAGCAAAAGCAAAACGCAGACAAGAAUGGAAGGGCAAACACUCUUUGA